AUGGAAACCUUUCAUGGCAUAAUCAAUACAACUAAAGACGCGUUAAUCAUCUUUGCAGAGGCAUGCAGACAAGGAGUAUUGUAUAGAAUAACACGUCGUUUAACAGAUGAAGAAAAAAGAUGCUUGCGUGUUGGAUCGAUUUAUGUUUAUGACGAAUUUGAAUCAAGGAUCAAACGUUGGACUGACGGAAAACAAUGGUCGCCAAGUCGUAUUCAGGGAGAUUUCUUGGUGUAUCAUGAAUUGUGUGCACGAUUUCCUGAUAUAAAAAAAUACGAAGAUUUAGAUGACAUGAUUAAGAAGCGAAUAGAAAUGGAAAAUUUGAAAUAUUAUAUUUGUAAUAAAGGAACAUUCAUACAUCGCAAAGAUGGACUAUUCAAGAAAACUAUUUCUGUAAAGACGGAUGGUGGUCUAAACCACAUGGUUAUUUAUGAAAAUAAAGGAAAUCAUGACAAUCUCUAUCCACCGAGUGCAUAUUUAGAAUUAUGCAAUAUAGAACCAAGUCAAGAAUUAAUUCUUAAUGGAGCGUUACGCAAAAACAAAGACAUGAUCUUAACUUUCGACCAUCUACAUUUGCCAUUACAACCAAAACUUACAAAAUUAGUUACCACCAAAACUACAAUUCAUAAUAACAAUAACGAUAUGGAAAUCAUAGAAGAACAAUCAUUCAAGCAAGACCUUGAACAUCAUCUUCUUCAUUUUAACGAUGAGAAUAACGACGAGAAUAAAUUACUUGGUUAUCCAUUUCCAUCAUUUCCACAAUUCCCAUUUCUUCUUGAACCUAAAUCAUUCUUGCCAAAUAACGAUAUUGAAUCACCUGAUGAUACACCUUUAGUGACACCAUUGAUGACUCCUAAUGAUGAAUUACACACGAACCCCAUUUUUUAUCAAGAAAAUAAAGUAGAAGAUGUCACUGCUGCAAUGUAUAUUACGAAAAAAUGGACUUACUUUUAUCUGGCAUACGACGAGCUCAAGCAUGAACUAAAAACUAGAACUCGUCUUGAGAAUGGACAAUGGUGCGAGGAUGAUGAGACUGCAUUUGUUGAACUUCUUGAAAAAGAAUUAGACAAGGUCUAUGAAUUUCAGAAGGUAAAAUCUGGAGAAAUAAAUAGGCGAAUCCUACAUUCAGAGAAAGAAAUCAAAGAUAUCAUCGAAUUAGGCUCUGCUGCCAAAGAAGAAAAUUAUACUUUACUUGAUACAGAAUUGUCAAUGAUCAUAGCUGAUGUUCAUGACCUUGCUAAAUUUACAAGAUUAAAUUAUACUGGCUUUUUAAAAAUUAUUAAAAAACACGAUAAACAAACAAGAUGGGUGCUCAAACCCAUGUUCAUGGUUCGGCUAAAUGCCAAACCUUUCUAUAAAGAAAAUUAUGAUGCGCUAAUAGUAAAAUUAUCACGUCUUUAUGAUAUAGUUCGUACUCGUGGGAAUCCUACAAAGGGUGAUUCUAGUGCUGGUGGUCAACAACAAAAUUUUGUUCGUUCAACUACAAAAUAUUGGGUUCAUCCAGACAACAUAACAGAGAUCAAAUUAAUCAUUUUAAAGCAUCUACCCGUUCUAGUGUUCAAUCUAGACAAGGAUUUUGAAACAUCAGAUUCAGCCAUCACCUCAAUUUAUUAUGACAAUGAAAACUUUGACCUCUAUACUGGUAGAUUGGAAAAAUCCGAAGGUGCUGAAGCUAUCAGAUUAAGGUGGUAUGGUGGAAUGGAUACCGAGGAAAUUUUUGUUGAACGCAAAACCCACAGAGAAGAUUGGACUGGUGAAAAAUCUGUGAAGGCGCGGUUUCGCAUCAAGGAAAAACAUGUAAAUAAAUAUUCUCUCGGACAAUACACGAUGGAAAAUGAGUUCGAGAAGAUGAAGGCCAAGGGAAAAGGGGAAGAUGAAAUUACGAGUUUAGCCAGAUUGGCUAAUGAAGUCCAAUAUAGAAUCAUUACAAAAAAAUUAAAACCGGUCGUCCGCACCUUUUAUAAUCGUACGGCAUUUCAAUUACCCGGUGAUGCUCGUGUUCGUAUAUCACUCGACACUGAGUUGACCAUGGUUCGUGAAGAUAAUUUUGAAAAUAAUCCAAAUUUACGUUCUGGAAAUAAUUGGCGAAGAAUGGAUAUUGGUAUUGAUUAUCCAUUUUCACAAUUACCUGACGGUGAAGUUGAAUUGUUCCCUUACGCUGUACUGGAAGUCAAGUUACAAACUCAACAUGGUCAAGAACCUCCAGAAUGGGUUCAAGAAUUAGUUCAUAGUCAUUUGGUUGAAGCUGUGCCCAAAUUUUCUAAAUUUAUUCACGGAGUUGCAACUCUUAUGGAAGAUAGAAAAAUUCAACUUUUUCCUUUCUGGCUUCCACAAAUGGACAUUGAUAUUCGCAAAAAACCAGAAAGACCUACUUCUUUCCAACUAAAGCGUCCUAGGUCAGCUUCUGAUAUGACCACAAGUGUAACAACUGAAGCAUCAAGUACUCAAGUAGAUGAUGACGACAACAUUGAAGUUUUAAUUGAUACAUUACUUCUAAAUGAUAAUAAAAAACGCACCCAAAAAUACAAUGAUUAUGGAUCACGUGAAGUACCAAAUAUUCUUGAAGAAGAGGAAGAAAUACUAGCAACAAUAUCAUCGGGUCGUCUUCCAAAAUCACAUCGUGGUAAGCCUAUCGCAAUACCAGUGCGCAUUGAGCCAAAAGUAUUUUUCGCAAACGAAAGGACAUUCUUAUCUUGGUUGCAUUUUACUAUCCUUUUGGGUGGUAUGGCACUGGGACUAUUGAACUUUGGUGAUGAUGUUGCACAAAUAUCAUCAUUCCUGUUUACUGCUAUUGCCAUGAUGAUAAUGUUAUAUGCUCUUGGAACUUUCCUUUGGCGUGCGAGAAUGAUUAGGAGACGUAGUCCGGGACCUUAUGAGGAUCGUGUUGGACCUACUUUUAUAUGUGCAACUUUGAUGGCCGCUAUAAUAACUAAUUUCUGGCUUAAGUUUUCAAGUAAUAAAGCCUUUAAAAUCAAUGCUUUAGCUGCUACUAGAAAUUAUUCCGUAAUACCACGUAUAGAUUAUCGAACUGUUUCUAGUGUGAAUGGACCACUUGUAGUUUUAGAUAAUGUCAAAUUUCCAAAAUUUGCUGAAAUUGUUAAUUUAACAUUACCUGAUGGCAGUCGACGUGCUGGUCAAGUAUUAGAAGUUCAAGGAAAAAAGGCCAUUGUUCAGGUUUUUGAAGGAACGUCGGGAGUUGAUUCUAAAGCUACUCAUGUUGAAUUUACUGGUGAUACACUUAAAAUUCCAGUUUCUGAGGAUAUGUUGGGUCGUAUAUUUAAUGGUUCAGGAAAAGCUAUUGAUAAAGGACCAAAAACUGGUAUUUCAGCAAUAGAUACAAUGAAUUCAAUUGCUCGUGGACAAAAAAUUCCUAUAUUUUCUGCUGCUGGAUUACCUCAUAAUGAAGCUGGUCUUGUAAAAAAAGUUGAUAAAGGAAUAUUUGAUGAUCAUGAAGACAAUUUCUCUAUUGUAUUUGCUGCUAUGGGUGUUAAUAUGGAAACUGCAAGAUUUUUUAAACAAGAUUUUGAGGAAAAUGGUUCUAUUGAGCGCGUAACUCUGUUUUUAAAUUUGGCUAAUGAUCCAACAAUUGAACGUAUCGUAACUCCUCGACUGGCACUUACAACUGCUGAAUAUUAUGCUUAUCAACUUGAAAAGCAUGUAUUGGUUAUUUUAACAGACAUGAGUUCAUAUGCCGAUGCUUUGCGUGAGGUUUCAGCAGCACGUGAAGAAGUUCCUGGUCGCCGUGGUUAUCCUGGUUAUAUGUAUACCGAUUUAUCCACGAUUUAUGAGCGUGCUGGUCGUGUAGAAGGAAGGAACGGAAGUAUCACACAAAUUCCAAUUCUGACUAUGCCUAAUGACGGAUAUAUCACAGAAGGACAAAUUUUUGUUGAUCGUCAAUUGCAUAAUCGACAAAUUUAUCCACCCAUUAAUGUAUUACCUUCUCUUUCUCGCUUAAUGAAAUCUGCUAUUGGUGAGGAUGCAGCUGCUAUGAAAGCCGUUGUAGGUGAAGAGGCAUUGAAUCAAGAAGAUAAACUUUCACUUGAAUUUUUGGAAAGAUUUGAAAAAACUUAUAUUGCACAAGAUAGUGCUUGGGGAAUUCUUCGAGUUUUCCCCAAAGAAAUGUUGAAUCGUAUACCACAAAAGGUUUUGCAAGAGUUUUAUCAACGUGAUAGAAAGGCAAAAGGUACCUACAGAAACAAAUCAACAAUCGACAUCACAACAGGAGAAGAAUGA
Entrophospora sp. SA101 is the source of this 4230-nucleotide messenger RNA. NCBI's taxonomy places the organism in Eukaryota, Fungi, Glomeromycota, Glomeromycetes, Entrophosporales, Entrophosporaceae. The record is from the annotation of a GenBank genome assembly.